This is a messenger RNA of Tribolium castaneum (red flour beetle), 1195 nucleotides long. RefSeq lists its product as uncharacterized. The transcript has 2 exons. Gene Ontology annotation, cellular component: extracellular region. Gene Ontology annotation, molecular function: chitin binding. NCBI's taxonomy places the organism in Eukaryota, Metazoa, Arthropoda, Insecta, Coleoptera, Tenebrionidae. The record is from RefSeq and is a predicted model, not a curated record. Bases 123 to 794 code for a protein of 223 amino acids.
AGGAAAUGGGCGAGACAGACAAACUUCCAGUCAUCUUUCUCCGUCUCCCACCUUUAGAUAAGUCGCUUAUCAGGCGAUAACGACCAUUUUGUGUUUGUCUGUCUGUCAAAAUCAUCAACACCAUGAAAUUCCUUGCAUAUUUUCCCCUCGUGAUGUUUUUUUCAUUUUGUGUGACCGAACGGGCGAAAAACUGCACAAAACCUGGCUUAUUUUGCGAAACCUGUUCCACCCUAGUCGCAUGUGUGCAAAACGACGACGAAACGUGGACCAAAGACACCGUCGCUACUUGUAAUAAACCUGAAAGAUGCGUUCGGGGAGAGUGUACACCCGAUUUGGACUGUUUUUGCUCCGGUCUUGCUGAUUCGGAUUUCCCCUGUCGGAAAGUCGGGAUUUUCCCCCAUCCUUUCUAUUGCAACAAAUUCGUUUUGUGUGUGAAGGACUACAACUAUAAUAAUUUGCGAGCUUAUCUCAACGAAUGUGAGUACGGUUUCGGAUUCAAUACCAGGACGGAUAUUUGCGAUGUUCCCUUGGGAGACGGCUUGUGUCCAGAAGGGGUGUUUCCGGUUCCCCCUUGCCAAGAAUUAGGCCAAAGCGGGGCUCUACCCGAAAAUCCCGCCAAGUAUUACUUGUGUGAGGAAUACAGCACUUCGAAUAAAAUGCUCUAUCCUGUCAUCAACGUGUGUCCACCCGGAGAGAUUUACGACGAUUUUCAGUGCAGUAGAAAGUUUACAACUUCAACAUCUACAACUCCAACAACUACACCUUCAACAUCUACAACUACAACUUUUGCAUAAUUGCAGGAUGUGUUGUAGUCGAGUUUUUUUAUACCAUUUUUUGAAAUAGUUUUACGAGAAUCUUUUUUUAUCUAAACUAAACUCGUUCUGGCAAAGUUUUAUGGGAUUUUCUAUGCUGUUACUGUCCUCUCUAGUUGUUAAAAGUACAAAAAGUCUGUAUAGGUUUUUCUAAUUUUUGCGAGAUUUUGUCGAUCUUCUCGGAACUAAUUAGAGAUAACUCUACGAAAUAUAUUAUCGUUGGAAAGCUCUUUUUUGACGAUUACCGUUCCCAAAAAAUAUUUUUUUAGAGUUUGCAACAAAUAGUUGAAUUAUUUUGGUCUAAAUGAAAGGCAAGUUCGUUUAUUCCUCUUUAUUAUAACACCGAUAUAGCAUUAUAUUUACAAUAAAUAUCUAUACUUUGA